Molecule: messenger RNA, 3014 nt
Organism: Oncorhynchus masou masou (cherry salmon)
Lineage: Eukaryota; Metazoa; Chordata; Actinopteri; Salmoniformes; Salmonidae
Product: N-alpha-acetyltransferase 25, NatB auxiliary subunit-like
Exons: 23
Coding region: 14-2938 (974 amino acids)
Biological process (GO): N-terminal peptidyl-methionine acetylation
Cellular component (GO): cytoplasm; NatB complex
Molecular function (GO): protein binding
Source: RefSeq, a predicted model, not a curated record
GGUAACCUCCAACAUGGCGGCUAGAGGCAAUGUGCAAGACCCUAACGACCGGAGACUUAGACCCAUUUACGACUACCUGGACAAUGGCAACAACAAGAUGGCGAUCCAACAGGCUGACAAACUGCUGAAGAAACACAAGGACCUGCACUGUGCCAAGGUGUUGAAAGCCAUCGGUCUGCAGCGAACAGGAAAGCAGGAUGAAGCAUUUAGCCUGGCCCAGGAGGUGGCGACACUCGAACCCACCGACGAUAACUCAUUACAGGCUCUCACUAUACUUUACAGAGAGAUGCACCGCCCUGAGUUGGUGACUAGGCUGUAUGAAGCUGCGGUGAAGAAGGUUCCCCUCAGCGAGGAGUAUCACUCUCACCUGUUCAUGGCCUACGCCCGUGUUGGCGAGUACAAGAAGAUGCAGCAGGCGGGGAUGGCCUUGUAUAAGACCGUUCCUAAGAACCCCUACUACUUCUGGUCUGUCAUGAGUCUGGUCAUGCAGGCCAUCUCUGCGCAGGAUGAGAAGUUGGCCCAGACCAUGUUCCUGCCCCUGGCUGAACGCAUGGUGGAGAAGAUGGUGAAGGAGGAGAAGAUCGAGGCUGAGGCUGAGGUUCAACUGUACUUUAUGAUCCUGGAGCGGCUGGGGAAGUAUGUGGAGGCUCUGGACAUGGUCCGCGGUCCACUGGGAGAGAAGUUGACCAGUGAGUUGCAGAGCAGGGAGAAUAAGUGUAUGAUGAUGUACCAACGACUGCAGCUCUGGCCUGAAUGCAACGCUCUGUCCUACAAGCUACUGCUCAAAAAUCCUGAUGAUUGGCAGUUCUACCUCUCCUACUUUGACUCUCUUUUCCAUCUCAUGGACAAGUCCUGGAGCCCACCUAAUGAGGAAGAGCACUGUGUGGAGGGUCCAGUGCAGACCACUGUGGCGGAGGCAGUGAAGUUUGUGGUGGACAGGAUGGAGGAGGAGGACAAGAAGGAUUCUCGUCCUCUCAGAGGUCCCUACAUGGCCUGCCUGGAACUCAUACACAGACUGAGACAGAGGGGCUGUCCUGAUGAGGAAGAGCUUGGAGAUCCGAUGGAGUUGAUGCUUCAGUUCUUUGGGAAGUUUGGAGACAAACCCUGCUGUAUUACAGACCUGAAGAUGUAUUUACACCUACUUCCCCCUGAGCAACACACACAGUUUAAAAACCGUCUGGGGGAGUUGGUUCCGUUGGGGGAGGUGGGUGAGGAUGGCUUUAGGUUUCCGGGGGAUACGAAGGCGAUGCAGAGACACCUGUGUGUGUGUCAGCUGAGCCGGGUACUGGGACUGCAACACACUCUGGACACAGAGGGCAAACUAUGCCUCAUCACAGAACUCAAAGCCCACUACCACUAUGGACUACAGUUUGGGAAGUCGUGUCUGAAGACAGAGCUCCAGUUCUCUGAUACGUACUGUCUCAUGGUCGCUCACGUCUACAUCGAUCUCUGGACAGAAACUGGCGACGAGAACAUGCUGUGGCAGUGUCUAGGAGUAUUAGAGGAGGGUUUGUCCUACAGUCCCUCCAACGCUCAGUUCAAACUACUGCUGCUGCUUCUUUUCUGUCGCCUCGGAGCCUUCCAGCCCGUAGUGGACCUCUACUCCAGUCUGGAUGCCAAGCACGUACAGCACGACACCAUAGGGUAUCUGUUAACUCGUUAUGCAGGGUCGUUGGGGCAGUUUGCUGCAGCCUCCCAGUCUUAUAACUUCUCCCUCAGGUUUUUCCACUCCAACCAGAAAGAUACCUCAGAGUACAUAAUCCAGGCCUAUAAGUAUGGAGCGUUUGAGAAGAUCCCAGAAUUCAUAGCAUUUAGAACCCGGCUCAACCAAUCUCUGCACUUCGCUCAGGUCCGCACCGAGAGAAUGUUACUGGACUUGUACACCGAGGCUGACAUCACAUCAAGUCUGGAGGAGAGUGUGAAGGCGAUGGGUCUGUGUCCUGAGGAGGAUGACAUUCCCUGGGACAACAUGAGGGACAACCGAGACCUGACGGUCCUCUUCAGCUGGGACCCCAAAGACCGGGAGCUGACUGAGGAGCAUCGUCGUCUGUUUCUAGAGGAGGAGUCGGUCUGGUUAAAGGUUCGCUCUCUCACGCUCCGCCUCCUCGCCUCAUUGGCUCUGCUCAGACACGCCCCCUCAUCACGGAACUCUGAUAAGACCAAUGAGAAUGGUGUAUCGGCCAAAAGCUCCACCCUCCAGACCCUCCUCUCCCAGCUAGACCUGACACUACAGACCGCAGCCCAGAUCACAGAGAAACAGACACAGUACCCGUUCCUGGGCCCUCCCUCCUCCCGCCUGGCCUCUGCUCUGUCUAGUGGCAGCUGUCACUGUCAGGCCUCUGCUCUGCAACUAUCACUGACUCUUCAGGAACUAGAGACCACUGGACUGGACGACUCGUCAGAACUCCAAACCCAGAUCUGUAACUCCUUCAAAUCAUUAAUAGUACAACUCCAAGAGCUGUUAUCCAGAUGUAAAGGAGAAGUGUUGGAGAUGAAAGACAGCAGAUUGAUGACCCAGCCCUCCCUGUUAGAAACACUGGUCUUCUUCGUCGAGACUGUGUGUGUGGUGCUGUGGGUGGCCAGUUACUCUGCCAGCGUCCUGCGACCGCUCAAGUCCAGCCUACAGAAGAAGAAGAAGAAGAAAAAGGACAGCAGCACAGUCAUGCCAGUGGUGCUGAGUUGCUUCCAGGAGUGGACAGGCAGCCUACAGGGCAUUAUGACCCAGGUUCUGGAUCACGUGAAGGGGCAGGAGGCCAGCCUGACAGCCCUCAAACUAGCAGCACUCACCUUGGGGGUGGGACACGCACAGACACAGGAGGAGUGUGGAUUCACCAGAGCAGCCAUGGACAAGGUUCAGACUAGUUAUCUUGGCUCGCUGCAGGAGCUGGGAGAUCUACUGAGGAAGAGAGCUGAUUCGCUGAAGAGCCUCAAGCUCUGACCAGCAAUUACAAUCACCCUUCAAUCAAUAUUGUCAUACUUAAUUAUCACUAUUAUACUGGAUCACCUCAUCUACC